GUCUGGGUUAGUUACUCUUCUUUUGAUGCCUUAUGACGCAGAAGAAUACUGACUGGGGAAAAGAGAUGUCGGGUGCGUACGUAAUAGCUUCUACACUGCAGGCAACGCAUCAAGUACAUCUACAACUUCGAUUACCGUGCGAGCGGGACAAAACAUAAACAAGCAGGAGUAAGUGAAAUUGUAUCGCCGUAUAUGUCGACGCAGCCAAUGUUGAAUCGGUAUUCAAUUCUGUCGGAAGCGAAAACUAAAUGCAUGAAAGAACUCGUCAUCGGAUUGCGUCCAGCACACGACAAAACAAGAGGCGUUUUGUUCGUUUUCGGUCGUUCGUCUGUUGAUGUUCAACAGACUCCGCCGGAAGCAAGAGCUGCACAGCAUUGCAGAACUCAAUCGGUCGGUGUCCAACAGGGAAGCAAAUAGUUAGCGGCUCGGCCACUCUUGUCUCGUCGUCCGGUCAGACUCAGGCGAGCCUCUUAAUAUAAGUAGUCUUCCACUCCCACGAACGAAGUAAAAACUUAUUUAUAAUUUCCGCAAGUCUUAAGCUGUAAGGCAUUCUGCUAAUAAAUAGCAAGCCGAAAAAUGGACCGGGGCGCGUAUAGUCUUAGCCCCAAAAAGGGGCGCGCCUGCUCGAUGGCUGGCCUUUAUGAAGAUGACUCGGCAAAAGCCUACGAGUACGACGACGCCAGCGAGCCCGAGGGGGGGAAAUGUGGCGACGGGUAUCCGCUUCGUCAUUUUUUGUUGUAUGUUUCUGGGUUUUUCGGUUUAUAAGUGCUCCUGUAUCUUCAGUUGAAGCAGCAGCAGCUGCCGCUUGCGCCACCAGUAGCACUGACAGGGACUCUGGCACACAAGCAACGGCGGGACCUGGAAAGAAGCGCGCGAACUACAGGAAACAGAUGCGCACGCGCGCGCGCGCGUUUCUCUUUUCUGGGUGACGAUGAAGGAAAGCCGAGCGUCUGAAGAUGGAGCUCAAGACUUUUAGCAGAAGAAAGACAGACGCUCCUACAACCAUGUAGAAGGCCUCUCCUGCAGGGUGGUGCAGCCGAUCACAUUCUUUCGAAGGCAGUUAAUUCACGAUAGAAGGAGCAAAUAUCAAGAAAAUACUCGUAGUUGCAAGUUUUGGCCGGCGCUUUGCCAGGAGAUGCGCCACGGUUAUGUAGUUAUGAAAACUUCUAGUUUUGGAAGCCAUGGAAAACGAGACUUUGGACUUCUUAGUCAAGAAAAAGCUGGGCGCAUUUGAGUACUUAUCUAUUAUAUAUACGUACAAUCAUUUGAUUGGUAGCUUGCUAUGGGUACGUAUGUCUCCAUCAGACGCUCGUCAAUAUAAGGAAGCUUGUCUGGAUCGCGGAUGAAAAGAAUGUGUUCGUAAUGAUUUUCUUGGUUCAGUCAUUUUCAGUGUCAAAAAGUUUGUCCGAUUGUCGUUUGAACGCCAAAAAAAGCAAGGCGUUGUAGUUCAUAAUUAUGUUUAUGAUUUUUGGGAACCUGCACUGAAUUUUUUUAAUUUGAUUACAGAGCUUCAUCCACAUCAAGUGCCGAAUGCUAUGAUAUCAUAAAUGAGUAUCACUUACUGCUGUAUUCGAACGAAAAGGAAAACGAUGCCACGCCGCUUUGCUAUUUAAUUUAUUUAUUCAAACAAUAACAUUAACAAAUCUUGAGAUCAUUUCAUCAGAUGAUUAAUUUGUGUAGCUGUAGUUCAUCUUCUUGUAACAACGACUAAGACACAGUCACUCAGCAGACAAGACGACACUGUAUUUUCGUCAGACAUGGAAACGGAAAGUAACAGAGAAC
Molecule: messenger RNA, 1782 nt
Organism: Amoebophrya sp. A25
Lineage: Eukaryota; Dinophyceae; Syndiniales; Amoebophryaceae
Source: the annotation of a GenBank genome assembly